Messenger RNA from Mycena citricolor, 1529 nucleotides. The record is from the annotation of a GenBank genome assembly. NCBI's taxonomy places the organism in Eukaryota, Fungi, Basidiomycota, Agaricomycetes, Agaricales, Mycenaceae.
AAGGAGGUGCGGUCACUCAGGUGUCUCCCUCGGGUCGUCCGCUCUCUUUGUGAGGUGCGUGCGGAGGGUAUCCCAGAGGCACCUCUUCAGUCUUGGACUCGACCUAUCCAUGAGUCAUCCUUUGGUGGAAAGUCUGACAAACUACGACCCGACUCCACCCGCACGGUGUAUUUUACGCCUAAACGGGCCGAUUCGAUCAUCUUACUCACUCGCUCGGGUAAGCAUUGCGCGUACGUCCGGGACCUAGAAAACAUGGGCCACCCGAGCAGUACGGAAUCCGAUACUCUGUAACCACCCUCUUCCUGACACUACCAUGCCCCGACUGUACGACGCGCGCCUAUGCAAUGACGCCAUCAGGAUCGACUACGACGACCCGGUAACAGUGAUCGUGGGUGGAACGGAGGGAGUCGGAAGGGCGCUGGCGGGAAAGAUGCGGAGGAGGCUCGGGAGAGGACGGGUACUGGUGUUGGGCCCGCCAUGUGCUCCCACCGUGCCAUCCCGCUACGAGUCGGACACGGAGUCGACGACAAGCAAGAAGGCGAUCACUGAUUCCGAUGGACACAGCUCGAUGAUUAAGCCUGGUUUAGAGACAGAUAUCGAGGUGGAGUAUGUUGCGUACGACGCGAGUGACUUGAGCAACGUGCGAGAAGUGUGCGAUCGCCUGGUUGCCACAUUAGGGAAGAUCAACUUCUUGGUCUUGACCGCGUCGACCGCGUCACGGAAGGGAAAGGAGAAGGAGGGAACCAAGGCCCGAUUCGAGCAGGAUCUUGUUAUCAACUAUUUCUCUCACUUUCUAUGCGUCUCCAUUCUCAUCAAUCUCGUUUCUGCCGCGAGAAGACGGAACGAGGACGCCCAGGUGUUGACUGUGUCUGGUGCUGCCCAGAAGCAUGUCAUACCAGAAGAAGACUUCCAAUUCGUACGCGCACGCCAACAGUACGCCGAAAAGAUACAUCGCGCGCACGAGGAGGGGAGGAGGACUCUCCCUUUCCUCAUGGACUAUCAGGGCAUGCUGAUCGCCGCGACAUACAACCAAGUGUUGGUAGCAUGGUUUGCGGCCAAGUACCCCGAUAUCGCCUUCACAUAUAUGUACCCUGAAUCCACGAUUGUCGCAACCCGCCUCCAAUCGCUAAUACUGCUCCUACUUCCCCGCCGCGUCCAAAACCGGAUAAUACAGACCAUUUCCCAUCCAGUGAAUCUGGAUGACUCUGCAGAGCUUGUACUGUAUGCCUUGAUGGACUCCAGUCGGCGCGGUCUGUUCUUUCGAAAUAAGUGGGGUGACCUGGAUAGUCGCUUCACUUUCCCGAGAGUCAAAUCGGGUGAAACUGCUUUUGAGGCUAGUAUGGCCCGCGAUUUGGGUAACAUUUUGGGGCAGCAGAUGCCGGGCUACUCUGGCUCAGAUUUCUGUGUGGUGAAACUGGUAGCUUAUACCGAGAGCUUUUUGAAUAAACGACUCCAAACAUAAUAAGUGGUAUGAUUUAGUUUACUGCGUAUCUUUGCAUAUAAUGGCCGAAUCCACAACUUACUCAAAC